CAUAAAAACUCUUCUGCCACCACGUUUUCCCUGCGACGCAAUCGCCCAAAGAACAAGCAAAUAAAAACCGGGAUAGUCGUUAGGAUAAGGAGAUUCGUUUCUCGCCUUGUCUCGGGGGAGCAGUUAGGUAACAAGGAACGCGAAACCGUGGAAGGUGAUUCCGAAGUCGCAGUGUUCGUUGUUCAGUCUGGCGGCAGUGCUCAAACCGACACCGUCACUUUUCAUUUCGCGGCCCUCGCGUCCGUCGCAUAUCAUGUCGCAUCCUCGUGGUAAACGGACACGGUGAACCCUAGUUAACCUUUGUGAACUAUCUGUGAUGUGAUUUCCGAAGUGUCUUUGUAUAUUUUUAAUCACCAUCAUCAUGAAGUCAUUCUUGUCACGGGAUUUGUUAAUGGUUAUUUGUUUCGCGUCGGUGCUCCACGUGGAGUCGACGAUCAUACCACCGCCGUGGGCAGACCCAGCCAGCAAUCCCUGCGCUGCUCAACCACGUGGAUGGCAAUUGUUAUUUUGGCCGCCGGAUGGAAAGUGUUACAAAAUAUUCCAGGUAGGUGCACCGUGUCCGGACACGAUGGAAUUGGGACCAGCCGCAGGUGGCGGUGGGACCGUGGCCGAGUGCAGGUGUCCACCGGGAACCGCUCAAUCGCCGAGGGACGCUCUUUGCCACAGGAUAUAUACGAGAGCAUCCUGUUCCAAAGGACAAUUCUUUGCACCAGUCUCAGAGACUUCUGGGAAGUCCAGGUGGGGUGUCUGCCACGAUCCAGAGCCAUGCGCGAAGGGCGAGCUCUAUUGGCCCAGAGAUGGGAAGUGUUACCCAAAAUUUAGUAAAGGUCCCUGUCCGAAGGGCGAACUGCUUACCACAGACGAAGACGAAUUAGCAACAUGUUCCUGUUCCGCGCAAGGCGAACUUGGAGGAUAUCAUUGGCCGGGUAACCCAGGCAGCUGCCACGAGCAUUAUACUAAGGGCCCGUGCACGGAACCUGGUGAACUGUUUUUACCAGGCAGUGUUUGCGGUUGUCACUCAAAACUACCUCAUUAUCAUGAGCCAACUAGGAUGUGCUAUCAAUUAGGUGGUAUUGGCCCGUGUCCGCAAGGGCAUCACUUUGUGAUAACGAACACAGUAACCACGGAAGACGUUCCGAAGGCGAGAUGCGUGUGCAAACCAGGCCACGUUCUCUACGAAAAUGGAUUAUGUUAUAGGCUGUACACAAGAGGACCCUGCGAGACCGGGUACAUGCUUGCAAACUCCAGCUGCAUUUCUGUGCCCUGCAAGCGGGGACGAUUAUACUUCCCACAAGAGAAGACGUGUUACAAGAUAGGGACCAAGGGACCAUGUCCGAGUGGGCAAAUCGUUUUGUACGAUUACAACGUGCGACCCUCCAUCGACGGAAUCAGUUACAACGGAGUUUGUGGAUGCACGAACACGUUGAGGAAUUCUGGGAAGUGUUCUGAUGAGUCUGACGAAGGCUGCGAAUCCACACCGGGAAUGGUGGAGAUAAACAAAACUUGUUACAAAUUGUACACGCAGGGUCCAUGUACUUCCGGAGAAUGGCUGGUCGCGAAAAGGUUACCGAAACAAGGUUUAUGGAAGACUCAGGGAUCGGAGUCGAGAGCGAGAUGUGAGUGCAGGCCCGGAUAUAAGAGGAUUGCGAUGACCGAACUGGAGAGCAACAAUCUUCUUUCGCCGAGUGGUUGUCAACCGCCCGCAGUGAGUUUGGCUAAGUUUCUCAACGAAAGGCCGAAAGCAAUAAACUUUUAAAUAACGUAUAAUGCUGUGACUGUACAUAUUGUAGAAAUUUCUUUAUCGUAUACCGCCAAUAAUCUCGUGUAAGAAUUCCUAUUUAUUGAAUACUCUAUAAAUGUAUAAGUGCGAUCUUAUUAAUCUAAUUCCAGCAUUUAAUAUUUAAAUAUUUAAAUGUAAAAAAACCAAUGUUUGUAAAUAUAUGAAUUAUAACGAUA
Ceratina calcarata is the source of this 1956-nucleotide messenger RNA. RefSeq lists its product as uncharacterized. The record is from RefSeq and is a predicted model, not a curated record. The transcript has 5 exons. Lineage: Eukaryota; Metazoa; Arthropoda; Insecta; Hymenoptera; Apidae. The coding region runs from base 362 to 1756 and encodes 464 amino acids.